Molecule: messenger RNA, 905 nt
Organism: Humulus lupulus (European hop)
Lineage: Eukaryota; Viridiplantae; Streptophyta; Magnoliopsida; Rosales; Cannabaceae
Exons: 3
Coding region: 185-685 (166 amino acids)
Biological process (GO): protein polyubiquitination
Cellular component (GO): nucleus
Molecular function (GO): ubiquitin conjugating enzyme activity
Source: RefSeq, a predicted model, not a curated record
AGCUCCAAUAUAAAUUUUUACCAAGUCAAUCUCCCUAUAUAAAUAAAAAAAAAUCUUACCUCAUUUCAAAGAAGCAACCUUUUCUUUUUCUCAUAACAUUUUGUGAGCAUUUAUGUACCUCUGAGCUUCCUUUCCAGUCUUUCCUUCUCAUCUCUCCCUUUCCAUCAAAAUUUUCUCUCUGGAAAUGGAAGAAACAGGGGAAAUGAUGCACUGGAUUUUCAAAAGGGAAGGAAUGGAAAGUGCAGAUUUUCCAGUUUGUUGUAGCUAUGGACCAGUGAGUUGGGAAGAUCCAUUCAAAUGGCAAGGUGUGAUUUUGGGGCCAUCUGGCUCUCCUUAUGAAGAUGGUGUCUUCUUUCUCUCCAUUGAUUUGCCCAAAGAAUACCCUUCCAAGCCUCCCCAUAUCAAAUUCUUAACUAAGAUUUUUCAUCCAAACAUCGAUGAAGAUGGGACAAUCUACAUUGAUAUCUUAGAAGAGGAGCAAUGGAAACCCAUUCAAACAAUUGAGACAGUUCUACUCUCCAUAUGCUCGUUGCUGGUGGAUCCUGAGCCAGUUGGCUAUUACAAUACCAGUUGUUUUCUCUACCUAAACUACUGGGACGAGUACACCCACCAAGCCAGGGAAUGGACUAGAAAAUAUGCUAUGGAAGCUCUACAAGACCUCGAUCAGGACUCUGCUGAAAUAUAAAGCUUUUAUGAGGUCAUAUAUGUAAAUAAACAUAAAUUAGCUUCUUCUUUUCUUUUUCUUUUUUUCUCUUUACCUACUCAGCUCGUCGGUUGAGUUUUGACUCGAGUUAUUAUGUAAAGUGAGACUAAAUUUUUAUCUAUCAAGGUAAUGUGAUGUAUAUUUCAAUAUGGAGUUUUCAACUUUUUGUUUGAUAUGAUAGAAUUUGUCUGUUAGGUGGUUU